CCCGCCCGUCCACCCUCCCCCCCCCCCCUUCCUCCCUCCCCCAGCUCCCCUUUCUCCGCGCGAGCCCACCGUCCGUACCCACCCACACAGGUUGGGGUAUUGGGGAAUCAUGGGGUCAGUCCGACCUUCUCCACGGGGUUGAAUCCUCACGAUCCUUGCAGGCCCGCCGGACCAGCCGCGUUGAGCCAACCGCGGUCCGACUGUCAAGCGGGACCUAACGGCAAACCGUCCUUGUUGGGAUGAUGGAAGAAAGGCGGUUCUUUUCUUGGAAUGGGGGAAUUGGGGAAAGUGCCAGAUGCCUUCCCGGGGUCGUGGAUCGCCUCUGCAGCGUCGUAUAUUGGACCCAUGAGCGCGGUUGGAAUAAAGGAGGGCCUCUCCUGCGACUCUGAAGAGACGCGUUCUCUUCGUUCUCAUCCCCUUCCUCCUCCAACCUUUCCACGAGUCUCGCACUGAUACCGGGAGAGCCUCUGGACCAGCGACAAUGGCGAUCGCAGCCGCCAACAAUGCCGAAGUCGGCAAGUCCGACCCCAUCAUCACUCGGCUUGCCAACGAGGACAAGAAGCCCUUCUACAAGAAGCCGAACCUGUUCUUCCUGUACCUCAUGCUCUUUCCGACAUGCAUGGGUAUCGAGCUCACCUCCGGGUUCGACUCCCAGAUGAUCAAUGCGCUUCAGAUUGUCGACUACUGGAUCUCGUACUUCAACAACCCGCAGGGUUCCCUCAAGGGCAUCAUCGCGGCCUCUUACUCGCUCGGUGCCAUCCUGUCGCUUCCCUUGAUCCCCAUGGUCAAUGACCGCUUCGGUCGCCGCUGGUCCAUCUUCGGGGGCAGCUGUAUCAUGGUGAUUGGAGCAUUAAUUCAGGGUUUCUCGGUCCAUGUCGGCAUGUACAUUAUCGCCCGUAUGAUUCUCGGCUUCGGAAUCCCGACUUGCAUCGUUUCUGGUUCUUCGCUCAUCGGCGAGCUUGCCUACCCCAAGGAGCGCCCGGUCCUGACCUCGCUCUUCAACGUCUCGUACUUCGUUGGCCAGAUCGUUGCGGCCGCCAUCUGCUUCGGCACCAACAGCAUUCAGAGCGACUGGGCCUGGAGAAUCCCCUCGCUCCUGCAGAUUUGCCCCUCGUUGCUGCAGCUCACCUUCGUCUUCUUCUUGCCCGAGAGUCCCCGAUGGCUCAUCACGAAGGACCGUGCUGCCGAGGCGCAGGCCAUUCUCGCCAAGUACCACGGUGAAACCGACCGCGGGGCCGAGUUCGUUGCCGCCGAGUUUGCCCAGAUGCAAACCACGAUCCAGCUGGAGGUCGAGGCGUCUAAGAAGUCUUGGCUUGAUCUUUUCAAGACCGCCGGCAUGCGGCGCCGUCUCCUCAUCACCACCAUGCUUGGUCUCUUCACCCAGUGGUCUGGCAACACCCUGAUCUCGUACUAUCUCGGAGAUCUCCUCAGGCUCAUCGGGUUCGAGGACUCGCAGUACAUCCAAAGGAUCAACGUCUCCAUUGCGUGCUGGAGUUUGUUCUGCGGCGUUGUCGUCUCGCUCCUCGUCGUCAAGAUUCGCCGCCGUGUCAUGUACCUGAUUUGCACCUGCAGUCUGUUGCUGUGCUACAUCGCCUGGACGGUUGCCAUGGAGCGCGCCCAGACCGCCGAACAGUCGGGCCACCCGAACCAAGCGGCCAACGUCGCUGUGCUGUUCUUCAUCUACGCCUACUCGCCGUGCUACAACAUGGGCUACAACGCUCUGACCUACACUUACAUGGUCGAAGUUUGGCCCUACGCUGAACGCUCGAGCGGUAUCGCAGUCUUCCAGCUUUUCGGCCGUUUGGCCGGCUUCUUCACCACGUUCGUCAACCCCAUCGGUCUCGACAACGUCGGCUGGAGGUACCUCAUCUCGUACUGCUGCUGGCUCGCUUACGAAGUUGUCUUCGUCUACUUCUUCUUCCCCGAGACCCACGGUCGCACCCUGGAAGAACUGGCCUUCAUUUUCGAGGACAAGCGUCUGGCGGACGAGGCCGUUGCUGCGGUCGAGAAGGUUAUUGGCCACGACAACGAUGAUGUCGCUGUCGACGAGAAGCGCGCCACGGCCGAGACCAAGGAGAACGUGGUGUAAGCUGCCUCUGCUCUUGUGUAACGUAGCAAGGACGAGAGACUGUGAGCGGUUUGGGAAUACCCUGUCAUUACUUAAUAAGAGUGAUGACUUGCUUUGGAGAAGAUGCUUUGAUUACCUUGGGUUGUUGUCGUUCAUCCGGGCCAUACCAUUUUGUGGACAAACCAUUAGCAAACAAUGGCUGGUCUCGCGUUUAUAUUCUUUGCCGUUGCGCAUAAUUCACGAAGCAUCUUGCUCCCCCUUGCGA
This is a messenger RNA of Chaetomium fimeti, 2333 nucleotides long. RefSeq names its product general substrate transporter. The coding region runs from base 482 to 2089 and encodes 535 amino acids. Gene Ontology annotation, molecular function: carbohydrate:proton symporter activity. NCBI's taxonomy places the organism in Eukaryota, Fungi, Ascomycota, Sordariomycetes, Sordariales, Chaetomiaceae. Gene Ontology annotation, biological process: carbohydrate transport; transmembrane transport. The transcript is spliced from 7 exons. The record is from RefSeq and is a predicted model, not a curated record. Gene Ontology annotation, cellular component: membrane.